AUGGCUACCAUAACUCGUCAACCUUUUGCGCCUCUUGACGGAGCGCGCUUGCAGACAUUGACAAGUCUAAAGAACAGACAGAAUGCUCUCUCAAACGCAUCGCCCGGGAAGCGAAAAGCAUCAGACAACUUAGAUGCGGACGAUUUCGAGAAUGUAGACCCGGUGUUCUACUCUAAGAGAUCAAAGGGCUCGGAUAACGUCUUUGCUCCUAAGGAUUCUUUCGUCAAGCCGUCAUUCAUUCUCACGAAAUCGGCUAGUGCAAACGAUGUCUCUAUUCCCAGUCCGCCUAAGGCAGCCGCUCCGCGCGCACGGUCCUUACUCAACCCCAAGUCGCCUGUUUCGAAACUGAACAUCAGCUCCGCUAGAUCCACACCCCUUUCGGCUCCUGCUGGUCGAUCUCCAACCCGUGGCAAGAGGUCCGGUAUCCUCUCUUCUCGCCAGCGCACAAAGGCCUUCUCCCGAGUGAACCCGCCUAGCUUUAGUUCGAGUGCAUCUUCCGCACCAUUCUCACUGGAUGCAGCUCUCAAGGGUACGAUCCCAAGUUACGCUGGCCGCAAAGCACCUUCUGCGGCAAAGUCUUCAUCUGGUUCCCUUGGCCUCGAUAGCCUAGAGGAGGGAGAUGUAAAGCAAUCGUGGUUCUUCGAUAUCCACGAAGACACCCCGGAGCAAGAAAUGACCAAUCUACUCCAGCACAGUACCUGCGUACUGGACAUUAGCUCGGACGAAGAAAGCGAGACCCGGCGCCAGCGAGAACGUGCCGAGGGCAAGGAAAAUGUACCCCCUGCAGAUGAUGUCUCCCAGACCUCGCGACCGCGGGCUGCUAGACAUGUCGCAGAGGACGAGAUGAUGUUUGAGAAGGAAAGGAAUCCUCUCGGCGAGAUGAAUGUUCGCGAGUACUACUCUGAGGGAUGCGAUGAGAAUACCAUCGUCAUCAUACCGGGUGAUGACGAAGAAGUUAGCGAACCCCAACAGCAAACACGAUACAGACCUGACGUCACCUCCGCGCUUAACUCAGGCGAAUCAGAUGUACCUCAACUUGGCGCUAAAGACGGCGCACAAUCAGUAGACCAGUUGAUGGAGAAGGCAGAUGAGCUUGCUCCUAACGCAGCUGUGCUCGAGCCGAUGGAAGGAACAGGUGAGAGCUUCGAGGUAUGGGAAAGCGGAAGCGCCAAGGAUGAAGCAGAGACAACUGCAUUAGUAGAGGCGACGGAGUGCUAA
This is a messenger RNA of Daldinia childiae, 1218 nucleotides long. RefSeq lists its product as uncharacterized. Lineage: Eukaryota; Fungi; Ascomycota; Sordariomycetes; Xylariales; Hypoxylaceae. The record is from RefSeq and is a predicted model, not a curated record. The transcript has 2 exons. Bases 1 to 1218 code for a protein of 405 amino acids.